UUCCCAUUUGUUAGUAUUAUAACGAAUUACUUCUGUUUGGUAAAAGAGAAAAUGAAACACAGAAAUUGUGUAAAGUUUAUAUUAAUGUAAUUUUCAUAUGUUUUCAUUUAACAUUCUCAUAAUUUUGGUUUAAUUUUUACAAUAAACAUUUCAAAAACUUAAGAUAUUGCAACAGACACAACUUCAAAUAAGCUAAGCAAACAAUAAAUUUGUCUCUUUUGAAGCAGUUUGAGAUGAGUUUGCAGAAUAACAAUUACAUUUAUAUAUGAAUUCAACGGAAAUUAAAGAAAUGUUUGUAUAAUUUCAGUAAGUAUAAAAAUUGCUGAGAAUUAACCGCAAAUCGAAUAUACAAUCGUAGGCACUAUAAACAUUAAAAUAAACACUUAUAAUUCUCUCCGUGGUGCGUCACAAUUCUUACCUAUAAAUAAGUAAAUAAUAAAAAUAAUGCAAAGAAACGUUGGCGAGGUAAUCAGUUCAAAUUCUGCAACUCGAUAAGAAGGUUCGUCUUUACUUCUCCAACAAAAAAGAAGAAACAUGUCGAAUCGCCAUAUUCCGAUUCUGAAAGUCCUUCUCUUGGGGGAUAUGUGCGUUGGGAAAACUUCUUUGAUGCGUCGUUACGUAAACAAAACUUUUACCUCCGUCUAUAAAAAUACGGUUGGUGCGGAUCUUGGCACUAAGCGAUUGGUUAUAAAUGAAAGCUUGGUGAAUUUGCAGAUAUGGGAUACAGCAGGACAAGAAAUAUGUGGAAAGCUGGGCACGAUUUUCUAUCGUGGAGCCGAUUGCUGCUUUCUUGUCUUUGACGUUACGAGCCGAAAAUCCUUCCAGAAUUUGAGCAAGUGGUGGGAGGAUUUCUUUUCGAUGGCUGGAAUAAAAAAUCGCGACAAAUUUCCACUUGGUGUGGUGGGAAAUAAAAUUGACUUGGAAAAUGAGAGAGAAGUCUCAAAGCGAGAAGCUCAGCAGUGGUGCAAAUCGUUUUCCGUUCCAUACUUUGAAUGCUCGGCGAAAGAUGGCAGCGACGUGGAACUGGCAUUUGAAUCGUUGGCAGAGAAAGCCGUGGCCAUCCAGGACGAAAAGUGGGUCGAACCUGUCACUUACUUUAAUGAGUCCUUCGUAAUAGUGGAUGCACCUCCAGAAAAACGACGAAAGAAGUGCGACUGCAACUAAAAAGAGAUUGAUUUCGUUUUAAAAAUACAUUAAUAUUAUUAAAUAUGUUUAAAUGUAUAAAUUACAUAAUAUUUUUAAUGAAAUUAUUAAAUUUA
Drosophila albomicans is the source of this 1259-nucleotide messenger RNA. Its product is annotated as ras-related protein Rab-7a-like. Bases 535 to 1164 code for a protein of 209 amino acids. Lineage: Eukaryota; Metazoa; Arthropoda; Insecta; Diptera; Drosophilidae. The transcript has 4 exons. Gene Ontology annotation, cellular component: late endosome; lysosome; phagocytic vesicle. Gene Ontology annotation, biological process: phagosome-lysosome fusion. The record is from RefSeq and is a predicted model, not a curated record. Gene Ontology annotation, molecular function: GTPase activity; GTP binding.